UCCUCCCUUUCUCCCGAGGCUUUCCGGCCGGGCGCCGCGGCGUUUCCUCUGCGCCUCCAUUGCAGCCGCCCCCGCCGCCGCAGAGACCCCCGGCCGCCCCCCCCCCGAGCCCCUCCCGGCCCCGCAAUGCAGCCCCUGGGCGGCCCCCGGAGGGGCUGAGGCCAGCGCCCCCCCCCACGCGCCCCCUCCCCUCCAGCAGCCCUUCCCCGAGGAGGGGAGAGAUGCUCCCGUGAAGGACGCCGGAGGGGAUUGAAGGGGAGCACCCUCAGCCUUGGAACCUGCCUUGGUGGCCCAGAGGAGACCCCCCCAACUCCCGUCGCUAGGCCCCUCCUGGCCAUGUGCUGAAAGAUGUCCCUCUCCAGGCUGAACAGCUUCACCAAUGGCUUCCUGGAGGACCCCUCCCGGAUGGAGACGGCCAACGGGGCGGACAUGGCCCAGGUUCUCAAGUGCUUGGAGAUGGGCACCAUCCUGACCUUGUUCUACCAGAAGAAAUCCCAGAGGCCCGAACGGAGGAGUUUCCAAGUCCGGCCCAAGAGCCGUCAGAUCGUCUGGAGCCGGACCCCCGAGAAGGUGGAGGGGGACGUGGACAUCCGGGAAAUCAAAGAGAUCCGAGCCGGGAAGAAUUCCAGGGAUUUCGAACGUUACCCGGAGGAAGCUCGGAGGUUGGACUCCACCUUGUGUUUCGUCAUCCUCUACGGAACGGAUUUCCGGCUGAAGACGCUGAGUCUUGCUGCUUUUUGCGAGGAUGACGUGACCCUCUGGGUGGCUGGGCUGAACUGGCUGGUGACCGAUACGCAGCGAUCACCAACUCCUCUCCAAACUGAAAGAUGGUUGAGGAAGCAGUUCGACUCGAUGGACAGAUCCAGAGAAGGCAGCAUCAGCCCCAAAGAUCUGAAGGCCAUGCUACCCCAGGUUAACUACCGGGUACCGAAUAUGCGUUUCCUUCGAGAUAAACUUGUGGAGCUGGAGGUUCGUGGCGACAUCACCUUCGGCCAUUUCACGCAGUUCUACAAAAACCUGAUGUUCGAUGCGCAGAAAUCGAUCAUCGAACAACUGGAGUUGUCCUUCCCUUUGCGUAACAUGGAUCGGCCAGAACUCUGCCAAAUCACCUUAUACGACUUCCAGAAAUUCUUACAAUACGACCAAAAGGAGACCUGGGCGGGUGACAUCGGCAAGGUUCGCCGGUUGAUGUGUGGCUAUCUGCAGGAUCGUUCUGCCGACAUGACCGAGCCCGUCUUCCAGCUGGACGAGUUCCUGACGUUCUUGUUCUCCAAAGAAAACACGCUGAUGGAUUCCAAGAGGGAGCACGUGGUCCCUGAAGAAAUGAACUUCCCCUUGUCGCAGUACUGGAUCUCGUCUUCUCAUAACACGUAUCUCACGGGGGAUCAGUUCUCCAGCGAGUCCUCCCUGGAAGCCUACGCCCGCUGCCUUCGGAUGGGCUGCCGAUGCAUUGAAUUGGACUGCUGGGAUGGCCCCGAUGACCUGCCCAUCAUCUACCACGGCCACACGCUGACCUCCAAGAUCAAGUUCCUAGACGUCUUGCACACGAUCAAGGAGCACGCCUUCACCACCUCCGAGUAUCCCGUCAUCCUUUCCAUCGAGGACCACUGCAGCAUCGUCCAGCAGAGGAACAUGGCGUCCCAUUUCAAGAAGGUCUUUGGAGACAUGCUGCUGACCAAGCCGAUUGACGUGAAUGCCGACCAGCUUCCUUCUCCUGCCCAGCUCAAGAAGAAAAUCCUCAUCAAGCACAAGAAGCUGGUGGAAGGCAACUUGUAUGAAGAAGUCUCCACAGGCAGCUACUCCGAGAACGACAUCAGCAACUCCAUCAAGAACGGCAUCCUCUACCUGGAGGAUCCCAUUGACCACACCUGGAGCCCCCACUACUUUGUCCUGACAAGCAACAAGAUCUACUACUCGGAGGAGACCUCCCACUAUCAGUCCCAGGGGGAAGAGGAGGAGGAGGCGGAACAGAAGGAGGAGUUUAACAACAACGAGCUGCACUUUAGUGAGAAGUGGUUCCAUGGGAAACUGGGCGGGGGCCGCGACGGGCGUCAGAUUGCCGAGCGGCUGCUGCACGAAUACUGCACUGAAACGGGGGGCAAAGACGGCACCUUCCUCGUCCGCGAGAGCGAGACGUUUGUGGGCGACUACACCCUCUCUUUCUGGCGUUCCGGGCGGGUCCAGCAUUGCCGCAUCCACUCCCGGCAAGAGGCCGGCACCACCAAAUUCUACCUGACCGACAACCUGGUGUUUGACAGCCUCUACAGCCUCAUCUGCCACUACCGCGAGGUGCCCCUGCGCUGCAACGAGUUCGAGAUGCGGCUGACGGACCCCGUGCCACAGCCCAAUGCCCACGAGAACAAGGAGAUGCUCUCCAGAAGUCUCCUGAUGAAGGUCUGUCUUUAUCACGUUCAGAUGCAGGAAGGGAAGAUCAUGGAACGGAGGAAGAAGAUUGCCCUGGAGCUGUCAGAGCUGGUCGUUUAUUGCCGCCCGGUGCCCUUCGAUGAGGAGAAGAUCGGCACCGAGAAAGCCUGUUACCGGGACAUGUCUUCCUUCCCGGAGACCAAAGCGGAGAAAUACGCCAACCGCAGCAAGGGGAAAAAGUUCCUGCAGUAUAACCGCCGGCAGCUCAGCCGCGUCUACCCCAAGGGGCAGCGCCUGGACUCCUCCAACUACGACCCCUUGCCCAUGUGGAUCUGCGGCAGCCAAUUAGUGGCCCUCAACUUCCAGACGCCCGACAAACCGAUGCAGCUGAACCAAUCGCUCUUCAUGCUGGGCGGGCGCAGCGGCUACGUCCUGCAGCCGGACAUGAUGCGCGACGACCUCUUCGACCCCUUUGACAAGGGCAGCCUGAAGCACGUGGAGCCCAUCACCGUCCAGUUGCAGAUCUUGGGGGCCCGGCACCUGCCCAAAAACGGCCGCAGCAUUGUUUGUCCGUUUGUGGAGGUGGAGGUGUGCGGCUCGGAGUUCGACAACAGCAAAAACAAGACGGAUGUCGUAGCCGACAACGGCCUGAACCCGCUCUGGCUGCUGAAGCAGUUCAUCUUCGACAUCAACAACCCCCAGUUUGCCUUCCUCCGCUUCGUGGUCUACGAGGAAGACAUGUUCAGUGACCCCAACUUCCUGGCCCAGGCCACCUUCCCCGUCGAGAGCCUCAAAACAGGCUACCGUUCGGUGCCGCUGAAGAACAGUUACAGCGAGGAUCUGGAGCUGGCUUCCCUCUUACUCCAUGUCGAAAUCAUCAACGCCAAGGAAGAAGACGAGGAGAACUUGUAUUCCUCCAUCCAGCAGCUCCGGGACCGGGCGAACGAGCUCUCCAACCAGGUGUCCAACCUGGAGCACAGCAACAACUGCGACUCGCGUUACCAGCAACGGCUGGAUGAGCUGAGGUUGGCGCAGGAGCAACUCAUGGAGCUGACCGAAGCACGCAAUAGGAAGUUGAUGGAGAAGAAGAAGCGAGACCGGCAGUUGGCCAACAGGCGUAACUGAACAGCACCGGACUUUCCGGAUCUGCUUGUUCUCCCGGAGAGGCUGCGGCGACUCUUCUCCAGCCUUCCAAGAGACAUCCUUCAGGCCCACCAAAUCCUGCCGGCUUCCCGGGGCGCAGGGACCUGUGGCCGCAGGGACAAGGCCCCCCUAGGCAGGAGUUCUCCUCCUCCAGGCGUAGAAAGCGGGACUCCUGGCUUACCAUUUUCGCCCUCCCUUCCUGCGCCGGAGAUCUGCUGUCCUUGCCACCUCUUCUUCGACACGUUUCAUCAGGGCUCUUGUCUUAAUCCAAGUGUCCCCACCCCCCACCCCAAUCCCCUUCCUGGUGGAUCGGAAAGAGGAACCUUUAUUAUGUUUUUUUUUAAUUAUUAUUAAUUAUUAUUCCUUUUUUUUUUUUUUUUUUUGGCUUUGGUGCAACUAAGGCAGUUAGCAAAGUGCCUCUAAUCUAACUUUCCCAGAGAAUGUGGGUUUUGCACAGUAGGAAUUCGGUGAGGCCAGGUGAAGAAGGAGCAGAGGUGGGGGGGGCAGAGGGAUAUCAGGGAGGAUCUCAACGGAUUGGCCUGCUGGAUCCUAAAGGAUCCCUGCCACAUUCAGCUCUUGAGGAUCAAGCCUCGGACAUGAGCGAGAGGCGCGACGAUAAAUUUCCCAGUGGCAUCGUGUUCUGUUCUGCAGCCUUCCUACCCAUCCUAAAUUCCAAAUUGUGCCAGAGGCAAAGUCCCACCCGCCUCUCUCCGCAGACCAUCGUGGUGCCCCAGUGGGCAGCCUUGGGUAUAUUUAUUUAUUUAUUGUGGGGGUAUGGAAGAAAAAAAAAAUAUCCCCUUUCCUCACCAAUAACCAUCCCGGAGGCGAUU
Thamnophis elegans (Western terrestrial garter snake) is the source of this 4337-nucleotide messenger RNA. Its product is annotated as 1-phosphatidylinositol 4,5-bisphosphate phosphodiesterase gamma-1-like. NCBI's taxonomy places the organism in Eukaryota, Metazoa, Chordata, Lepidosauria, Squamata, Natricidae. Gene Ontology annotation, molecular function: calcium ion binding; phosphatidylinositol-4,5-bisphosphate phospholipase C activity. The coding region runs from base 349 to 3489 and encodes 1046 amino acids. The transcript has 26 exons. The record is from RefSeq and is a predicted model, not a curated record. Gene Ontology annotation, biological process: phosphatidylinositol-mediated signaling; lipid metabolic process; positive regulation of epithelial cell migration.